UCAGUGGAGAAAGAUAAUGCCAUAAAAUGAGAAGAAAAGAAAAAUCUCUUACUUCUGUUUCAGCUCUCUCUCUCUCUCUCUCUCUCUCUCACACACACACACACACACACACACACACACACACACACACAACACACGCAUUCAGGCACCUGCUUUACCAGUGGUGACCAAAAUUCUGGUUUUCAAACUCGAAUUACAUCACUUGGGUUUGGCUUUUUAAAGAAAAGUUGAUUCCCUUUUUUAUCACAAAAGAGAAAAGAAGCCAUAAAUUUCUGUUGAUUUCGAGUAUAUUUAGAGGAGAAAAGAUCCAAUUUUUUUCUUCUUCAUAUUUCCUGCCUCACAAAACGCCAUGCCCUUUUCCUUUCUCUUCGCGUGAAUUAAACGUUGUUUUUGUUAUCAGAAACUCCUUCUCUUCUCAUCCAAGUUUUUUCCUCGUUCGCUUUCACACACAGCACACGCAGAAAGCGUAAUUCGCUGGGAUUAGCUUCGAAUUACGAAAACUGGGUGCAUGUCAUUUUCCCAGCAAAGAUUGAGAAAAGAUUGAAUGUUGGGAAUGUGAGUUGUUUUUGUGAUCUUUGAUUAGAAAAGUUUUGGGUUUGUGGGUUUGCCCAUAAAAUCUGAUGGGUGAGAUUUUUUUUUGAAAAAAAUCCGGGCUUUGGUGAGAGAAAGAUUGGAAUUUUGGGGUUUUUCCGGUGAUCAGAAAUCUUGUUGAAAGAUUGAAUUUUGAGGGAAAAAGGAAAAAGAAAAAAAAAGAAGAAGUGGAAUUUGAUUAAGACUUGCGGUUUAUGCUAAUGGUUUGUCCAAACGUCAAAGGGUAGUAAUCUUUGUUUCUUUAAGACCAAUUUCCUCUCUCUCCUCUCACAUAGAAAGAGAAGGAAAAUCCCGUCAAUUUCUCUCUUCCUCUCCUCGUAAAAUCCUUUUGUUUUUCCCUUCCUCUGUUUUUCUCCCUCCCUUGUGUGCCAACUUUCAAAAAGAGUUUAGGAGAGAGAAUCGCAGCAAAUUCUCUCUCUUAAUCAUCUCGCCGUGUUGAAGGGAAAAUCAUGUUGAUCUUCGACAAGGUUUCAAUGCAGACAACAAACCUCGAAAGCUUCUUGGAUUGCACAACGCCCCUCGCCCCAUCUCAGUUCCUCCCCAAGAGUGAGACAAGGAAGCUUAAUAGGCUGUGGCAUCCAUGGGAAAGGGAAAAAGUUGACUAUUUUGUUCUUGCUGAUCUUUGGAAUAGCUUUGAUGAAUGGAGUGCUUACGGCGCCGGAGUUCCGAUCGUCUCCGACGACGGCCAAAAUCUCAUCCAAUACUUCGUGCCUUACCUCUCUGCAAUCCAGAUUUUCACCAGCACUUCAUCUGCAAACUGUUUGAGGGAAGAGUCUGAUUCCGUGAGCGAGACAAGGGACUCGUUUAGUGAUUCGUUUAGUGAUGAGAGCGAGAGUGAGAAGUUGUCGAGGUGGGAUGGGUGCUCGUCCGAGGAAGGGAUAUGCGAGCAGGAUUUGUGGCAUCAGAAUGAGAGAUUGGGCAAUCUUUACCUUCAGUACUUUGAGAGGUCGUCCCCUUACGGGAGGGUCCCUCUCACGGACAAGAUUAGUAGCUUAGCUCAAAGACACCCGGGAUUAAUGUCGUUAAGAAGUGUAGAUCUUUCACCGGCUAGUUGGAUGGCCGUCGCGUGGUACCCUAUCUAUCACAUUCCCACCGGUAGAACCAUUAGAGACUUGCAAACGUGCUUCCUCACGUACCACACCCUUUCUUCCUCGUUCCAAGACAUGGACUUGGGAGACGACGAUGAGAAUUUGAAGAGGAAAAGGAAGGAAGGGGAAAGCAUCCCUCUCCCUCCAUUUGGUUUGGCAAGUUACAAGAUGCAAGGGGAUGUGUGGCUAUCGGACAAGAACGGCCUCGACCGGGAGAGGAUGGCGUCGCUCUUGAGCGUGGCUGACUCUUGGCUAAAGCAAUUGAGGGUCCAACAUCACGACUUCAACUACUUCAUGGGAAUGCGGCACGGCUAAACACGCCCCCUUACGUCGUCGUCUCUGAAGCACCCCCGCGAGAUAGGCCGUCGUGCAGCAGCAGCAGCUGCGUCGUCGUCGUAGAGCUUUGAUAGGGCUGGCCUUUUUGUUGAUAUUUUAGGACAAGUGAGACUAACGUUGAAGGCUUUUGCUUUUUUUUUUUUUUUUUUGUGUAGUUUUGCAAGAGAUGGCUUUUGAUGAAGCAAAUGUAGGUGAGAGAGAAAGGUGAAACUAGUUUGUAAUGGUGUGUGUUUUUACUCGAUGUAUGUACACUAUAGAAAGGGGUUGUGCUGAUGAACUUUUUUUUUUUUAGUGAAGUUAUAGAAAAACUUGUUUUUGUAUAUGCAAAUUAAUAGAUUAAAUGUUUUUGUUUUUGGGGUGA
Salvia miltiorrhiza (redroot sage) is the source of this 2376-nucleotide messenger RNA. RefSeq lists its product as uncharacterized. The record is from RefSeq and is a predicted model, not a curated record. Bases 1041 to 1994 code for a protein of 317 amino acids. The transcript has 6 exons. Lineage: Eukaryota; Viridiplantae; Streptophyta; Magnoliopsida; Lamiales; Lamiaceae.